Messenger RNA from Zingiber officinale, 3201 nucleotides. RefSeq names its product tRNase Z TRZ3, mitochondrial-like. Gene Ontology annotation, biological process: mitochondrial tRNA 3'-end processing. Gene Ontology annotation, cellular component: mitochondrion. Gene Ontology annotation, molecular function: 3'-tRNA processing endoribonuclease activity. Lineage: Eukaryota; Viridiplantae; Streptophyta; Magnoliopsida; Zingiberales; Zingiberaceae. The record is from RefSeq and is a predicted model, not a curated record. The transcript has 13 exons. Bases 81 to 3110 code for a protein of 1009 amino acids.
UGCCCCGCCUUCUCGCUCUUAAAACCCUAAAAAUUCCAAUUCCUUAAAACAGGAGGGGGGCGGUGGUGCAACGGACUGCAAUGCUACAUUUUUCAAGCUUCAAGCUCCUCUUCCCUCUCCCCAAAGCUUCCUUCUUUGGUUCCACUUUUGCUAGGUCCUUCUUCUCCAAUCCCAAACCGCCGCUCCUGAAGAAGUCACAUCUCCCUCUCCCUGUCCUCUCCAGUUCGGAUUCCAGGGGUAGAAGUAACUCUGGUGGCGGCAUUAGGAGAAGGACUUCCGGUAGAGGACGUGGCCAAGGCAGCGGCGGAGUUCUCAACCAGAGGCGGUGGGCGAGCACGCUAAGCGAACAGAGAAACCAGGGGAAAAGGCCGGAGAUGGAGGAGAAGAAAGAAACGUUAGAGUUUAACAAGAGGCGUGCGGAGGGGAGGGACAAGAUCGAUAAACCAAAGAACCUUCAACUGAAGGUCCGGAAGUUGAAUCCUAUUAACACAAUUUGCUACGUUCAGAUCUUGGGAACUGGCAUGGACACACAAGAUACUUCGCCAUCAGUCUUGUUGUUCUUUGACAAACAAAGGUUCAUCUUCAAUGCUGGGGAGGGAUUGCAGAGGUUCUGUACGGAGCACAAGAUAAAGUUAUCAAAGAUUGAUCAUAUUUUUUUCACACGUGUCUGCUCGGAAACUGCAGGAGGACUUCCAGGUCUUCUGCUCACUUUAGCUGGCAUAGGAGAAGAAGGAAUGUCAGUCAACAUAUGGGGAUCUUCUGAUCUUAAUUACUUAGUUGAUGCAAUGCGUUCAUUCAUACCAAAUGCUGCUGUGGUUCAUGCACAUAGCUUCGGGGAAAAAUUAAAAGAGGAAACUAAGGUGACAAGCUCUGAGUUUGACAAAUUUCGAGAUCCGAUUACCAUAAUCGAUGAUGAGGUUGUGCGCAUAUCUGCGAUUACUCUGAAUCCAAGCUAUUCUAAUGGAUCAAAACUGAAGCCAGGUGACAUCUCUGUGAUUUAUGUUUGUGAACUGCCUGAAAUUAAAGGCAAAUUUGAUCCUGUAAAAGCUUCAGCACUUGGACUACGACCUGGACCAAAAUAUCGUGAACUGCAGCUUGGGAAUUCAGUCAUGUCAGAUCAGCUCGACUUUAUGGUUCAUCCUAGUGAUGUUCUUGGCCCAUCAACCCCUGGUCCGAUCAUACUUCUUGUUGACUGCCCCACAACUUCUCAUCUUCGUGAAGUACUUUCUGCAGACUCUCUUAAUUGUUACUACUGUGAUCUUGACCAGCAGUCAACUGCAAAUAACAAAAUUGUGAAUUGUGUAAUUCACCUGGGUCCAGCUUCUGUGACAAAAAGUGCCGAUUAUCAACAGUGGAUGACAAGAUUUGGUAAUGCACAACACGUCAUGGCUGGGCAUGAGAUGAGCAAUAUGGAAAUUCCUAUCUUGAAAUCUAGUUCACGAAUUUCAUCACAGCUUAACUACUUGUGCCCUCAGUUCUUUCCAGCUCCCGGAUGUUGGUCUAGUCGUCAGACUGAUGACCUUUGUUUACAGUCUAGUGGGCAUUGUCAGGAUUUUUCUUCAACUCCUUGUAGAAGCAUUCUGGCUGAGAAUUUGCUUAAGUUCCAUUUGCGUCCAUACUCACAACUGGGAUUGGACAGAUCUGCAAUCCCAGCCGCGUCCAGUCAUGAAGAAUUUAUUGCUCAACUUCUUGCAGAAGCUCCUGAAGUAGUGGAUAUUUCUAAGAAUAUUAGCCAGUUUUGGGCAAGGCCUGCAAAAAUUAAAGUUCUUAAUGCUCCGAAGGAUAGUGAUUGUAUUAUGGUGGAAGAGCCAUGGUUGAAUGAAAGUUCUUCAAUUAACAAUGUUCACAUGGAAAGGCAAGGGAGAGAUCCAUCUGAGGGGAAUAUUCUUGACUUGAAUGACAGAUGUAAGAAUGAUACUAAAAAUGAACAUGAUAUCCCACCUUGCUUGGAAAAUAUACACAGGGAAGACAUGGAAAUAGUUCUCCUGGGUACUGGUUCAUCACAACCAUCUAAGUACCGGAAUGUCAGUUCUAUUUUUGUUAAUCUUUUCUCAAAAGGAAGUUUGCUUCUUGAUUGUGGUGAAGGAACUCUUGCACAACUCAAAAGAAGGUUUGGCAUAAAAGGUGCUGAUGAUGCUAUAAAAGGUUUGAAAUGCAUAUGGAUUUCCCAUAUCCAUGCUGAUCAUCAUACUGGUUUGGCUAGAAUACUAGCACUCAGGGGUCAACUAUUAAAGGAUGUAGCCCACAAGCCUAUGCUUGUGAUUGGGCCAAGACCAUUGAAGAGAUUUCUUGAUGCAUAUUCUAGACUUGAAGAUCUUGAUAUGCAAUUCUUAGAUUGCAGACACACUUUGGAGUCUUCAAUGAAUAUCUUUGAGACUUCUCUUGGUUCUAGUGAGGGUCACUCUCCUGAAAAUUUAGAUAAAGACAGAGUGAGUUCAGCAGCAGAGAGUGUAGCAUUACAUCACUUUGGAUCUAGUUUAUUUGCUCCAAAUAGUAAAAUGCAGAGCUAUUGGAAGAGACCUGGUGGUCCUCUUGACACUGCUGCUGCUCUGCCAAUUUUAAUGGGACUGAAGGAACUUCUCUCUGAAGCAGGUCUGGAAGCCUUAUACAGCGUGCCUGUUGUACACUGUCCACAGGCAUUCGGUGUGGUGUUGAAGGCUGCAGAGAGGCUUAAUAUUAUGGGAAAAACUAUUCCAGGAUGGAAGCUAGUAUAUUCAGGUGAUACUAGACCAUGUCAGGCACUGGUAGAUGCUUCACGUGAUGCAACACUACUGAUACAUGAGGCCACAUUUGAGGAUAGCAUGGAAGAUGAAGCGAUUGCGAGGAACCAUAGCACAACGAAGGAAGCUGUUGGAGUGGGCACAUCAGCGGAUGCAUACCGUGUUAUCCUAACCCAUUUUAGCCAGAGAUAUCCAAAAAUCCCAGUGUUUGAUGAGGCAGACAUGCAGAAGACAUGUAUUGCGUUCGAUCUAAUGACUGUGAAUCUUGCGGAUCUACCUGUGCUUCCAAAGUUUCUUCCUUACCUCAAAGUGUUAUUUAAAAAAGAAAUGGUAGCUGAUGAUGAAUCUGAGGAGGUCGAUGACUCUUUUGCGUAUGCAGGAACUUUGUAGGAUAUUUAAAGGACUGAUUAUUAAUGUUAUUUGGCUUGAGCAAAAUACUGCAAUAAGGUCCUUCAGUUUUGAAAAUUAUAAUUGUGCCUCA